Molecule: messenger RNA, 501 nt
Organism: Aureobasidium vineae
Lineage: Eukaryota; Fungi; Ascomycota; Dothideomycetes; Dothideales; Saccotheciaceae
Source: the annotation of a GenBank genome assembly
AUGGUCACCCCCGCCGAUCUCAUCAGAGAAAUCACCCUCACAAACAACUUCCUUGCCAAACAAAAUGCAAACCUCAAGAUCGAAAAUCACAACCUCAAAGUCACAAACGACAUGCUCAAAAACAAAGCCGCCACCGAUCAAGCAAUUAUGAACGCCGCCAUCUCAAUCAAGAACCUCGAACUCUACAAUCAGAACCUUGAAGGCGAGAACCAGCAUCUGAGGGAGCAGCUUGAGCACUGUGCUGAGAAGAAGAAGAUUGAUGAUGAGUUGGAGGUGUUGAGGAUGGAGGUUGAGAGUAUUGAUGAGGAGUUAGUGAAGCGUGCGAAGGAGAUGGAGAUUAUGGAGGAGUUGGAUGAGAAGAUGAAGGUGUUGAAGCAGGUUGGUGUCCUGGAGGACGGUCAGGAAGAUGAACAGAAACACGACCAGGAGAAUGGCCAGAAAAGUGGCGAGGCCGAGCUGGAGAAUGUCUUGAAGGAGAGCCACGAUGGUGAUAGCGAGUGA